Messenger RNA from Ambispora leptoticha, 1497 nucleotides. NCBI's taxonomy places the organism in Eukaryota, Fungi, Glomeromycota, Glomeromycetes, Archaeosporales, Ambisporaceae. The record is from the annotation of a GenBank genome assembly.
AUGGCACAAUUACAACCACUCGAGCCUACAUUAGCUCAACUCCCACAUUUAUCCAAUGAAAACCUGAUACAAGAAAAGAAUCGACUACAGAACUCAAUUUUUCAUUUACAACGAUCAAAUCGAGAAAUGAUUCCGUUUUCCAGGGAAGACCCUGACUUGCUAUUAGCAAUUCAGGAGAACGUUGAUAAUGAUCUAUUGUCGACAUCGAGUUCAAUGCCAUUCCCGUACACAAAUAAUGAUAUACGGGAUACUUUGGUAGAAGUCAAUCGCGACGAUGGUACUACAACGUCAUCAACAACAAUGUCGAUUCCUUCUACCAUUGCCACUAUUAAUACUUCAUUGAGUCGACAAGAAACACUGGAUCUUAGGGAAUUAGAGAUGUUUGAAUCAACGGAAGAUGUCAAUCCUAUGAAUAACUUAACAGAAAGUUCGUUUCGAUUGGUCAACGGCAUCCCCAAUUCAAAUGUUUCUUCUAAUGUGCCUCAUUCUUUUACAAAUGGUACUUUGGAUCCCUUACAAGGAUCAUCUUCUUUUAUUGCUUCUCGUAAUCUUCCUAAUGGAAUCGAUCAUGAGGAAGAAGAAACUGAUGAUGAUGGCGUUUUAAAUACCGAUACUUUCUUGUUUGCGCUCGGGACAAUGCUAUAUAUAAUUGGUCUUGGAUUAGCUGACGAGACAGAUAUAACACUUAAAGGUCUUGAAGCUAUAAAAUCGUGUGAACGCGUGUAUCUUGAGGCUUAUACUAGCAUUCUUUUGGUUUCUAAAGAGAAAUUGGAAGCUUUUUAUGGACGAAAUUUGAUUUUGGCGGACCGAGAAUUGGUAGAAACACAAAGCAACGAAAUUCUGGCGGGUGCCAAUACCGUAAAUGUCGCAUUUUUGGUAGUUGGGGAUCCUUUUGGAGCAACAACACACACAGAUCUUGUACUUCGUGCUCGAGAACUUAACAUCCCGGUGACCACCAUCCACAACGCCUCGAUAAUGAACUCGGUCGGUGCAUGUGGACUGCAAUUAUACAAUUUCGGACAGACGAUUUCAAUUCCAUUUUUCACGGAUUCAUGGCGUCCCGAUAGUUUUUAUGACCGAAUAAAGGAGAAUCGAAGCUUGGGUCUACAUACGCUUUGUUUAUUAGCAGAUAUUAAAGUCAAAGAGCAAAGUAUAGAAAAUCUGGCAAGAGGUCGUAAGGUAUAUGAGCCUCCAAAAUAUAUGACGAUCAAUCAAGCAAUCGAACAAUUAUUAGAAAUCGAAGAAAAUCGAAAAGAGAAUGCAUAUACCAAAGACACGCUAGCAUUAGGAAUCGCACGUCUUGGCUCAUCAACUCACCAAGUAAUAAAGGCAGGACCCCUCGACCGAUUACUCAAUGAAGAUUUCGGACCACCGCUACAUUCAUUGGUAAUUGUUGGUAGUAGGAUGCAUGUACUCGAGGCCGAUUAUAUGCGAUAUUUUGCAAUAGUGGUCCAAGAGUUUGAUGAAAUUGUGAAGCGUGAUUUUAUCAAGAGUUGA